AUGCUGCAGUGAUCGUGAGUCUCCUCUUUCAGUCCAUCAUCGCUGCUCGUUGCCCUCAGCUUCCGCGCAUGAGCCGAUAGCUGCUCGAACAGUCAAAUGGACUGCCCUACUCUCUAGCAAGAGCCUUCGCUGGGCCUCUUCCAAGAAUGGUCGCUGAGCCAGAGGCGGGCGUCUCGGGGUCCACCCCAACUCCGGCUCCGACCACUGCAGCAGCCGCAGGCAGAGCUCCCGUUGCGACGUCUGCCAUCAAGCAAGAACGCGACAGAAGGCGACAUCAGCUGCGUGCGGUGAAUGCUUCGCUAUGGGGAGCGCCAGGCCGUCAAGAGGCUCCAAACCUGGACUCCAACUUGAAGAAGAACACCGCCUUCAUCAAGCGACUCAGAGCUCCUGGACUGGUAGCUGAUGCGAAGGAUGGACUGCUUAAAGACCUCACCAGCCUCAAGGUGGAGAAGUACGUCGAAGAGAUCGUGCAGGCUAUUCCAGAGGGGCUGAGUAGAAGCAGCAAGGAGAAGGAUGUGGCUGCGGCUAGCGAGAUCGUGUCAGCUCUUCACACUCGCUUCGCCCCAGAUGCUUUCGCGCUGCCCCUAUCAGCAUUACUUGCUUCACAGCUUGCUCUCCCGAACAAGACGGCUUUAGCCGCUCAGCUACCCGAUGCGCGAGAGCGCGAGGAGAGCUCUCGUCUUGCGCGUCAAAAGGUCCUUCUGCGCGCCGCCGCCGAGCUGUCGCUGGUGCAAGUCUUGCGAGGUAGCUCGAGCACGGAUGCAAGCGACGCUGGGAUGGCUUGGCUGUUUGGUAUUGUCAAAGAGCUACUCUCCACAGACAGAGAGCAUGCCAAUGUGCCGCUCGCCAUCUCGCUCCUGAAGGGAAUAGGAUCGACCUUGGUUGGAAUGGCCGCAUCGAGCAGCUCUGGCACAGUCCCAGGUACAGCAGAGCCUUUCGCAGCAUCAGGCGGUACAGACGCGGAAUCGAGCGCAGAGACGGAGACGCAGCUGCUAAGCUCGGAGUGGCGAGAGCGCUUCCGCAAGUUGUUCGAAACCUAUUUUGCCACGCUUGUCAAGCACAUAGCCAAGGAUCACGGCCGCUUGCAAGAGCAAGACAAACGCAAUCAUGAGGCGUACAUUCGGUCCGGAGAGAUCUUCGAGGAUCGGCAACAGAGCUACGAGCGCAUGACCAAGUCAUUCGAGAAGCUCUAUGAGCUGGGCAAGAGUCUGUCUGACUUGCUGGAUGUUCCAAUUCCUGCAUUAUCAGACUCUUCCACUGGUACAGGCAUCGGGUUAGCCAUCAACAUCGAUGCUCGCACAGCGCUCGGAGAUCAAAGCGAGGACACAGAUGCCACUGGAAAGAGCCCGUGGGAAGACGAAGACUCUCGUCGUUUCUACGAAGAAACGAUUGAUCUACUCGAGAUGGUGCCCGUGAGCUUGUUAGGAAAGCCUGCUGGUAGGACUUCGCAGUGGACCGACGCCACAGAAGACAAGGCUGAGGGUCAGGGUCACGACAAGGCCGUCGCAGAAAUCAAAGAAGACAAGGCAGCUGGCGCGGGCGAAGACCCUGCUAUGUCCAAGCAGCGCAGCCCGGCAACCAGCCCAGUUGUAGAAGCGUCAGAUGCAGCGGCCUCGCCUGUGCUCAGCUCAUCAGCUCUAUCGGAUGCAAUAGCCCCCAUCGAAACUGAUAAUGCGGACCGGCCAAUCAAUUCCAAGGAUCAACAAGCGCCCGAAGAAGCACUCUCCUCUGGACCUGCUGCCCAGCUCGCGGCCAUCUUGGCCAGGUUGCCAGAGAUGACUAAUAGAACGAUGAUCGAUUCGGCCGCGGUCGAGUUUGCAUUCGUCAAUUCGAAGGGAGCCAGGAAGCGACUUAUCAAGCAGCUCUGCACCAUACCGAAGAAUCGACACGACCUCAUUCCUUACUACUCCAGGCUCAUCGCUACACUCAAUCCAUAUAUGUCGGAUGUAGCAGAGGGUGUUCUUGCGGUGCUCAAUGAUGAAUUUAGAUACUGCCAGAAGAAACGCAGCGUCGAUCUGCGAGACUUGCGAGCCAAGAACAUGACCUACAUUGGGGAACUCACCAAGUUCAAGAUCGCACCCAUCCACACUAUCUUUUAUUGCCUCCGAGUCUGUCUUGAGGACUUUUCGGGGUACAACAUUCAAAACAUCGCCACCUUUCUGGAGACUUGCGGCCGCUUUCUACUGCGCACACCUCAGACUUCACAAAGAAUGCAAGGCAUGAUGGAGCUUUUGCGGCGCAAGCGUGCUGCCACAAAUCUCAACCACCAGCAGGUCAUGCUCCUGGAUAACGCAUACUUUCAAAGCAACCCACCAGACAGGAGUGCUGUCGUGCAAAAGGAGCGCGCGCCCAUGGAGCUCUUCGUACGACACCUCAUAUACGACGUGCUCACCAAAAAGACCCUAGACAAGGUAUUGAAGCUUCUGCGAAAGCUGCACUGGGAGAAUGCGCAAGUCGUUCAGUGGAUCCACGAGUGCUUCACUCGCGCUUGGCGCAUCAAGUAUUCGAACCUCCACCUGCUAGCCAUACUGGUGCACGAUCUUCAGCCCUACCAUCCCGACUUUGCCGUUCAUGUCGUGGACACGGUCUGUGAGCAGCUUCGUGCAGGAAUGGAGACGAACAUCUUCAAGCUCAAUCAGCGCCGAGUCACCACCAUCGCCUAUCUGGGAGAGAUGUACAACUAUCGACUCGUCAGCUCCGACCUCAUUUUCGACCACCUUUGGUCCAUGACAACUUUUGGACAUCCCGGCGGACAUGCGCUCCCAGGACAGGUGUGCCGCAUCGAUGCCCCCGACGACUACUUCCGCAUCCGCCUGAUAUGCGCACUUCUUGAUACAUGCGGUCACUGCUUCGAUCGAGGCAGCCUCAAACGACGAUUGGACGAUUUCCUGGUAUAUUUCAACAUAUACGUUCUCAGCAAAGAGAGACCUCUACCGAUGGACAUCGACUUCAUGCUUCAGGACACUCUGGAAGUUCUUCGACCAACAUUUGCGCUCAAGACAUCGUACGAGGAAGCUGUGCAGGCCGCCGAUCAAAUGUUUGCCGCACAGCAGCGCAAUGCGCCAGCUCAAGCUCCGGAUCAAAGUGUGGUAGAUGCGACAACGCCGCAAGCUGGCGAAGCUGCCUUGCAGGCAGAAGCCGAAGAGAUCGAAAGCUCAGAUGAUGAGGUCGACACCGCAAGUCCUCACUCUACCGCUGCUCGGCUCCACGACGAAUCCGGGUCCGAGCAUUCUUUAGCACAUGCUGAUGCAGACGAAACAAUCGACGCGAUCAAAGAUGGUGCAACUGGUGAGGAAGAAGAUGACGUUGGUCGAGGAGACUCUACCGAGGCGACGGCGGAGCAAGAGGCCGAAGAAGAGUUGGAAAGAGAGCUUGCAAAGAUGAUGGCGGAAGGCCCAGGUCUGUCAGCUACAGGCGCUCCGCGAUCUGCACAACGAAACAUGCUAGACGAUUCCCUUCCCUUCCUCCGUCGUCCUCAGCAGCAUACUGGCGGCUCGGGCAAGUCUGAGCAAGAGCAAGUGUCCGGUGGAGGCUUAGAUGCAACGAACGGUACCCUCAUGCGAUUCUCACUCUUGUCUCGAAAGGGCAACAAGCAGCAGACUCGCAACCUCGACGUGCCUGCAGACUCUGCAAUCGCCAUCGCGACCCGAGCCAAGCAGCUUCAGGAGCAAGCAGAGAGGCAGCACCUCAAGCAUCUGGUCUUGCGUUACGAAGUAAUGCAGGAUGCAGCGGAGAGAAAGGCUCUUGCCGAUGAGAUGGGCAAUCGUGGCAUCAAGCUGACCUACGUGGACAAGGGAUGACGCAGAUUCAAGUCAGCUUUUCAUCUUCUACCUUACUUCUCUUGGCCUGCCGAGAGCCGGACCGACUUGGUUCCCGUCGUGCUUGGCGCCUUCACACUUGGGUUGCAGCCCCUAAUUGGUGGCACAGCGGGGCCGUCCCUGUAGUAGCCUCAUGCCUAUGCUGAGCAGUUUGCGACUGCUGCGCUUCAUUCGACAGAGCUACGGCCCACCUCGCCACCUCACGCGCCCUGAUGCUCAGCGGUCAAAGCAAGCAGUCAUCAUGUACCUCAGCAACACUCACACGGGCGGCAACAGCUCAUAGCUAGCACUACAAAACCCAAUUUCAAUUUGUGACAUUAAGAAGCAACGGACGCCAGAGUGCGGACGGCG
This is a messenger RNA of Ceraceosorus guamensis, 4169 nucleotides long. RefSeq names its product ARM repeat-containing protein. Bases 147 to 3800 code for a protein of 1217 amino acids. Gene Ontology annotation, molecular function: protein binding; RNA binding. Gene Ontology annotation, cellular component: cytoplasm; exon-exon junction complex. Lineage: Eukaryota; Fungi; Basidiomycota; Exobasidiomycetes; Ceraceosorales; Ceraceosoraceae. The record is from RefSeq and is a predicted model, not a curated record. Gene Ontology annotation, biological process: nuclear-transcribed mRNA catabolic process, nonsense-mediated decay. The transcript has 9 exons.